This is a messenger RNA of Zea mays, 1234 nucleotides long. RefSeq lists its product as uncharacterized. Bases 113 to 973 code for a protein of 286 amino acids. The transcript has 5 exons. Lineage: Eukaryota; Viridiplantae; Streptophyta; Magnoliopsida; Poales; Poaceae. The record is from RefSeq and is marked predicted.
CGCCGCUACUCCAGUUCCACUCCACCUCACGAGUCUCACACACCUCCCCCCUCCUUUUUAGGGAGAGAAAGCAACGAAACGCCGAGAGAGGCGUGCGAGCGGGAGCAAGGAGAUGGAGCGGGCGGCGCCGGUGAGGAGCUCCCACACCUCCACGGCCGACCUACUCGCGUGGCCGCAGCCCCAGGGCCCCGCCCCAGCAACGCCGUCGCCGCCGCGCCGGCCCGGUCAGCCGUCGGAGGCUAUCAGGAAGGUGGUGUUCGGGGGUCAGGUCACCGAGGAGGAGGCCGACAGCCUCACCAAGAGGAAGCCGUGCUCCGCGCCCAAGUGGAAGGAGAUGACUGGGAGCGGCAUUUUCGCUGCCGGGAGCAAUGGAGACGCUGGGGAGGCAGCUGCUGCCGCGAAGCCCGCCCGAACCUCCUCGCGCCAGGCGAGCAGUACUGUAAGCCACAUCUCGUUCGCUGAGGAUGGAACCGAUCCUCCCAAAAAGCCCACAUCAGUAGCUGAGGUGGCAAAGCAGCGUGAGCUUAGUGGCACUCUUCAAAGCGAGACGGAUAGUAAGACGAAGAAGCAGAUCUCAAAUGCAAAGUCCAAGGAGCUCAGCGGCCACGACAUCUUUGCUGAUACUCUGGAUUCCAGGUCUAACAGGGCAAGGAACCCAUCGAACGGCAGCACAGCCUCACACGCACCUGCCAAAAAUACAAACGCCAGCACCUUCUCGUUUGGAGAUGCCAACACUGACAGCACGCCAAAGACGGCAAGGAAGAUAACCGGCAAGAAGGUCAACGACCUCACCGGCAACGACAUCUUCAAGGGGGACGUGCCGCCAGCUUCUGCAGAGAAGCAUCUGAGCACCGCGAAGCUGAAGGAGAUCACUGGAAGCAACAUUUUUGCAGAUGGGAAGGAACCAAUCCGCGAGCGUGUGGGCGGAAACCGCAAGCCUCCUGGCGGUGAGAGCAGCAUCGCGCUGAUUUAGCAUAAUCCGGGACUCAGUGUCGACCCCUAGAGGAGGAUUUCCACCAGCACCAGGCAGCAGGCUGUUGGAUCGUCAGUUUGGUGUCUUGUUCCUGAUCAAGGUGCGGCAGUGAAGAGCCCCGUUUUAGUCUUGAUGAUGUUUAUUAACUGUUGGUGUGUGCAUGUUUGGUUUGGCUGUGAGAUACCAAUGCCGUCCUCAUCAUGGCAGUGUGUAGUGUGUACGGUUGAUGUGUUUUUACAAAUAAUAGCUCGAGUCUGAACC